AUGAGUUCACUUGCUAUAACCAAGUUCUUCCUCCUUUUCUUGGUCUCGUAUCCUUCGAUUUCUCUUACCUCUUCUUCCAGUGUACCUGAUGAGUAUACCUUUUCGGACCUGGAUCUGGACAAAUUCGUUUCCGAAAAACAAGUGUUCCAUCUAUUCCAAAUCUGGAAGAAGGAGACCGGACGAGAAUACCAAACUUUAGGAGAGGAGGCAGUAAGAUUUCAGAUCUUCAAAAGCAAUUUGAAAGAGAUCAGAGAGAAAAAUGCAGAAAGGAAGUCGCCCAGUGACUAUAGCUUGGGUUUGAACGAAUUCUCAGAUAUGACGUACGAAGAGUUCAGCAAAAUUUACUUGCAUCAGACAGAGGAACCCAUAAUGGAAAUCAACAAUAGGAAAAUGAUAUUGAACGACGCAUCAUGUCCAGAUGCACCCUCUUCCUGGGAUUGGAGGACCAAAGGAGCUGUAACUCGUGUUAAAAACCAAGGCUCGUGUGGAAGCUGUUGGGCAUUCUCUACUACUGGAGCCAUUGAAGGAAUAUAUAAACUUGCUACAGGUAAUCUUGUCAGCGUCUCUGAACAACAACUUUUGUCCUGUGAGCCAUAUAACUUAGGCUGCGAACAAGGAGGUUGGUACACUAGAGGAUUUGAAUAUGUCAUAAAAAAUGGAGGUAUUGCCUCAGAAGAAGAUUAUCCAUAUAUAGCUCAAAAUGGUAUCUGUGAUCACCAAAAGGAAAAAUUGAUAGCUGCUACCAUUGAUGGCUACGUAAAUAAGAAGUACAAAUCAGAACGUGCUCUAUUUUGUGCCGCUGCUCAGCAGCCAGUUAGUUUUUCUAUGUAUGUUUCUAAUGAUUUCAAGCAGUACAAGCAAGGAAUCUUUGAUGGUAGCAGCUGCAUCGACAUAGCACCAUGCACAACCAAUCAUGCUAUGUUGCUCGUGGGAUAUGGUUCGGAUUCUGAUUCCAAUGAAGAUUAUUGGAUUGUUAAGAACUCGUGGGGAACCUCAUGGGGACAAGAUGGCUACAUCUUCGUCAAAAGAAACACUAAUGUCACUGAGGGAGUAUGUAACUCAAAUUGCUAUGGUGCUUACCCAACCAAAAGUCUUGAGCUUCCACUAGCAUUUCACUACAGUUUUGAAAAAACUUGCGUCCUCCACUAUUGUCAUGGAUCUGGUCUGUCUUACUACUGCUGCAAAGAAAUAGCAUAUUUCUGGCGCAUAAAUAGCUUUUUGUUAUUACUAGAUCUAAAACAUGCAGUUUUGAUUGGAUAA
Neltuma alba is the source of this 1260-nucleotide messenger RNA. RefSeq names its product zingipain-2-like. NCBI's taxonomy places the organism in Eukaryota, Viridiplantae, Streptophyta, Magnoliopsida, Fabales, Fabaceae. Gene Ontology annotation, molecular function: cysteine-type peptidase activity. The transcript has 6 exons. The record is from RefSeq and is a predicted model, not a curated record. Gene Ontology annotation, biological process: proteolysis. Bases 1 to 1260 code for a protein of 419 amino acids.